This is a messenger RNA of Sabethes cyaneus, 1263 nucleotides long. Its product is annotated as homeobox protein homothorax-like. NCBI's taxonomy places the organism in Eukaryota, Metazoa, Arthropoda, Insecta, Diptera, Culicidae. Bases 1 to 681 code for a protein of 226 amino acids. The transcript has 7 exons. The record is from RefSeq and is a predicted model, not a curated record. Gene Ontology annotation, biological process: embryonic pattern specification; positive regulation of transcription by RNA polymerase II; brain development. Gene Ontology annotation, molecular function: RNA polymerase II cis-regulatory region sequence-specific DNA binding; DNA-binding transcription activator activity, RNA polymerase II-specific.
AUGACUAUCCCUUAUCUAAUGUUCCGCUUUUUACACUUCACACCUUGUCCCAUUCUGUUUGGACACUAUCACCAGAUCACCACCUUUGUUUUGUUACUUUCUUCUACCGUCCCCUGCGUCGAUUCUCGAUGGUGUACAAGGCGAGACUGGUCAUCCCCUCCGGACUCUCGAGUGGACGCUUCCAGGCGGGUCCUAUAUUCCUCAGUCUUCCUAGGUAGUCCUGGUGAUGCCAGUAAUACGAGUAUUGGCAGCGGUGAAGGAACGGGGGAGGAAGAUGACGAUUCGAACGGCAAGAAAAACCAGAAAAAACGUGGCAUUUUUCCUAAGGUCGCAACUAAUAUUCUAAGAGCGUGGUUGUUUCAACAUCUAACGCACCCUUACCCUUCAGAAGACCAGAAAAAGCAGCUAGCACAAGAUACGGGGCUGACGAUAUUACAAGUAAACAAUUGGUUCAUCAAUGCGAGGCGGAGGAUUGUACAGCCAAUGAUAGACCAAUCCAAUCGAGCAGUUUAUUCUCCGAUUUCAGUGUAUACCCACCCAGGUCCGUCAGCUGGUUACCCAGAUGCUAUGAGCUACAUGAUGGAUGGCCAGGCGCAAAUGAUGCACCGGGCACCCGGCGAUCCAACGUUCCACCAAGGAUACCAUUAUCCACCGGCGGAGUAUUACCCUCAUCAUUUGUAAUAAACCGUAAACUUUUGAGUGUUUAGUUUAGAUAAUUGUGUAAUGAAUUAAAUCUUGUAUGCAUCACACGCAUUCUAAGGAGAAGUAAUGCGUGGUAAACAACGCUUCCCAGUGAACGUAUUGCACUAAUUAAACAAUCGAAAACAAUGUGGCCAUCUAGAAGAACCAAAAAUGCGAGACAAUUAGCAAGCACAGAAUGUUGAACUUUAUAAAUAGUCCAGAAUCAUCGUUUUUGGGAGUAAGUCAAAAGAAAUGGACAAUGGCAGCUGUGUCACGGGUAAUAGACAGAAUCGUCACCAAGCAGCAACAAUCUCACACACAGAUGUCUCCAUCGAUACCUACUGAGCAUUCGACAAAUUACAUCAAAAUUCAUUCUACUAGCCUAAAGUUCAGUGAAAUUGAACAUAUUUAUUUAAAAAGCCAUCAACUUACGUUAAUUCUACUUGGCAUCUUAUUCAACACCACUUUUAAUUUGCAUACUUUACAUGCAUACAAUAUCAACCAAACAUUUUUUGUAGUUUUUACUAGAUAUUUAUUUGCUAUACUUAUGUAAAUAUAUAGUAAUGUAUAAGUUAGCUCAGC